AUGGACGAUUCUAAUGACAUAUUUAUUUUCAUUGAUAAUUACAUUGCGAAGGGUGAAUACAUUUGCCAGUAUUGCUCCAAUGAAGGGAUGGAUGGGCAAACACCAGAAGCAUUAGAACAGGCUCUUGAUAAACUAUUGCAAGAAGUUGUCUCUAGAAAGUUGUCCUUAGAAAGUUGUCCCUAA
Messenger RNA from Funneliformis mosseae, 183 nucleotides. Lineage: Eukaryota; Fungi; Glomeromycota; Glomeromycetes; Glomerales; Glomeraceae. The record is from the annotation of a GenBank genome assembly.